This is a messenger RNA of Lymnaea stagnalis (great pond snail), 5869 nucleotides long. NCBI's taxonomy places the organism in Eukaryota, Metazoa, Mollusca, Gastropoda, Lymnaeidae. The record is from the annotation of a GenBank genome assembly.
CCCGAAAUAGCCCACGGGCCACUGCUGAGAAUUCCCGUUUUCCGUUGAAUUUUCAGCGAGCUCUUCCUAGAAGAAUUACACAGCGUGUUGAUGUGUGUUGUGUUGUGCUUUCUUGAUAUCUGGCUCGACGGCUCGAACGCGUGUACGUGCUAGUGACGAGGUAAGUUAUGUUUGCCUAUUACGCGUGUUACUGGGAGGAGGUUGCGUGUGUUGCAUUCACAUACUUUGACGAUAUACACGACUCUAUUCAUACAACGUAGUGAACCGGGGUGCCGUGAACCGGUAGGUAUAAACUAGAACUGGUAUUAUUAUUAUAGUGUAAGCUUCGGCUUCUGACGUUUGUCAUUGGAAAUGUGUCAUGACAAGACUGUUGUGCACAGAAACGUUAGCGUCGUUGAAAAGCAAGGUAGGAGACACAGUCUGUGUGCGCAACGACGCUAAACUUGGUGUUGUGGUGGUGUUUUUCUUAAAGAGGAAAUAUCGUGUGAAUUUAGCCGAUAAUAUUUGUUUGGUUGUAGACGGAGUUGAGUAGCGCGCUUGCACAGCAAUGAUCAAUAACACAACAGAGCGUCAUCAACGCCCAACGCAUCGUGAAGGUUAUCGGGGUCGUGGGGGUCAAGGGUCAUUCCCUUGGCCAGCCGGUUGGUAAACACUGGCAUGUUCUGACUGGGUUGGUAGCAUCUGAUCGAUGUUAAUCGACACCCUAGUUCAGUGGUUCUUAACCUGGGUUCGAUCGAACCCCAGGGGUUCGGUGAGUCAGUCUCAGGGGUUCGGCGGAGGUUAAAAAAAAUAAUUUAAAAAUCAUAUUUGAUUUUUCCUAUUAAGAAGGGUUCAAUGAAUGCGCAUAUGAAACUAGUGGGGUUCAGUACCUCCAAAAAAAGGUUAAGAACCACUGCCCAAGUGGAAGCUACCACACAUGUCAUUAGUGUAAGCUACACACAUGUCAUCAGUGGAAGCUACACACAUGUCAUUAGUUGAAGAUACACAAUAUAAUCUGUGGAAGCUACACACAUGUCAUUAUUGGAAGCAACAUGGAUGUCAUUAGUUGCAGCUACAUUCAUGUCAUUAUUGGAAGCUACACACAUGUCAUUAGUGGAAGCUACAUGGAUGUCAUUAGUUGCAGAUACAUUCAUGUCAUUAGUGGAAGCUACACACAUGUCAUUAGUGGAAGCUACAUGGAUGUCAUUAGUUGCAGCUACAUUCAUGUCAUUAGUGGAAGCUACACACAUGUCAUUAGUGGAAGCUACAUGGAUGUCAUUAGUUGUAGCUAAAUUCAUGUCAUUAGUGGAAGCUACGCAGAUGUCAUGAGUGGAAGCUACAUGGAUGUCAUUAGUUGCAGCUACAUUCAUGUCAUUAGUGGAAGCUACACACAUGUCAUUAGUGGAAGCUACAUGGGUGUCAUUAGUUGCAGCUACAUUCAUGUCAUUAGUGGAAGCUACACACAUGUCAUUAGUGGAAGCUACAUGGAUGUCAUUAGUUGCAGCUACAUUCAUGUCAUUAGUGGAAGCUACACACAUGUCAUUAGUGGAAGCUACAUGGAUGUCAUUAGUUGUAGCUCCAUUCAUGUCAUUAGUGGAAGCUACACACAUGUCAUCAGUGGAAGCUACACACCUGUCUUUUGGUGGCAACUACACAAUUCUCUUGCUACAGAAUUAAAUUUAGAGUUUUCGAUAGAGGAUGGCAUUUAAAUUUUUAUCUCCACAAUGUAUCUUUCGAAAGUCCAAACGGUUGCGCUCGACUUGGGAAGGUUCAAGAAUCUUCUACUUGCUCACCCGGUAACCAAUAAUUUUAUUUUGUGGAAGGUGGCUUUGGUAAUCGUCCGAUUUUGUAAUUAAAACCAAAAAAGGGAAAAUGGUGAGUUAAGUGAGACUUUAAACCAGGCAUUGAUCAACUGAUUUCAUAUUGUAACACUCGUAAUUAUGAAUAAUAGUUCAUGGGCCUUAAGUUCUCACCUACAGCUUAACAAGCUAGGUAAGUGGUACAUUUACUAACCUUGGGUGAGUGGUACAUUGGUUAAUCUUGGGUGAGUGGUACAUUGGCUAACCUUGGGUGAGUGGUACAUUUGCUUAUUUUAGGUGAGUGGUACAUAUGCCAACCUUGGGUGAGUGGUACAUUUGCCAACCUUGGGUGAGUGGUACAUUGGUUAACCUUGGUGAGUGGUACAUUGGUUAACCUUGGGUGAGUGGUACAUUUGCUUAUUUUAGGUGAUUGGUACAUUUGCCAACCUUGGGUGAGUGGUACAUUGGUUAACCGUGGGUGUGGUACAUUGGUUAACCUUGGGUGAGUGGUACAUUUGCUUAUUUUAGGUGAGUGGUACAUUUGCUUAUUUUAGGUGAGUGGUACAUUGGCUAACCUUGGGUGAGUGGUACAUUUGCCAACCUUGGGUGAGUGGUACAUUCUUUAACCUUUGGUGAGUGGUACAUUGGCUAACCUUGGGUGAGUGGUACAUUGGCUAACCUUGGGUGAGUGGUACAUUGGCUAACCUUGGGUGAGUGGUACAUUUGCCAACCUUGGGUGAGUGGUACAUUGGCUAACCUUGGGUGAGUGAUACAUUCUUUAACCUUGGGCGAGUGGUACAUUUGCUAAACUUGGGCGAGUGGUACAUUGGGUAACCUUUGGUGAAUGAUACAUUGUUUGACCUUAGGUGAAUGAUACAUUGGCUAAUCUUAGGUGAGUGAUACACUUGUUAACCUUGGGUGAGUGAUACAUUGGUUAGCCGAAGGUGAGUGGUACAUUUGUUAACCUUGGGUGAGUGGUACAUUUGUUAAACUUGGGUGAGUGAUACAUUUGCUAACCUUAGGUGAGUAAUAAAUUGGCUAAUCUUAGGUGAGUGAUACAUUGUUAACCUUGGGGGAGUGAUACAUUGGUUAACCUUAGGUGAGUGGUACAUCUGUUAACCUUGGGUGGGUUGUACAUUUGUUAAACUUGGGUGAGUGAUACAUUUGCUAACUUUAGAUGAGUAAUACAUUGGCUAAUUCUUAGGUGAGUGAUACAUUGGUUAACCUUGGGUGAGUAAUAAAUUGGCUAACUUUGGUGGAGUGAUAUAUUGGAUAACCAAAGUUGCGUGAUACAUUGGCUAACCUUGUGAGAUUCACACAUUGACUAACCUUGUGAGAUUCACACAUUGACUAACCUUGUGAGAUUCACACAUUGACUAACCUUGUGAGAUUCACACAUUGGCUAACCUUGUGAGAUUCACACAUUGACUAACCUUGUGAGAUUCACACAUUGACUAACCUUGUGAGAUUCACACAUUGACUAACCUUGUGAGAUUCACACAUUGACUAACCUUGUGAGAUUCACAAAUUGGCUAACCUUGUGAGAUUCACACAUUGACUAACCUUGUGAGAUUCACACAUUGACUAACCUUGUGAGAUUCACACAUUGACUAACCUUGUGAGAUUCACACAUUGACUAACCUUGUGAGAUUCACACAUUGGCUAACCUUGUGAGUUUUCACACAUUGGCUAACCUUAAGUGAGUGAUACACUGGCUAACCUUAAGUGAGUGAUACACUGGCUAACCUCAAGUGAGUGAUACACUGGCUAACCUUAAGUGAGUGAUACACUGGCUAACCUUAAGUGAGUGAUACACUGGCUAACCUUAAGUGAGUGAUACACUGGCUAACCUUAAGUGAGUGAUACACUGGCUAACCUUAAGUGAGUGAUACACUGGCUAACCUUAAGUGAGUGAUACACUGGCUAACCUUAAGUGAGUGAUACACUGGCUAACCUUAAGUGAGUGAUACACUGGCUAACCUUAAGUGAGUGAUACACUGGCUAACCUUAAGUGAGUGAUACACUGGCUAACCUUAAGUGAGUGAUACACUGGCUAACCUUAAGUGAGUGAUACACUGGCUAACCUUAAGUGAGUGAUACACUGGCUAACCUGGACGUAUAUAUCUUCCCCAGACUCUCCAGGUUGUUUUACAAUGGACAAAGUACGCAGAUACAACAUCCUUCUGGUGGGAAGGACGGGCAAUGGGAAAAGCUCCACCAGAAACUCCAUCCUCGACAGGAAGGUCGCUGAAGUACGAGACAGCUCAAACCUGGUUGUCUUCACCCUGGAGUCUGCCACACUUCAGCCCGGUGUGGAAGUGAGCGUCCUCGAAGGGCCAGGGAUCGGCGAUACCGGAGCAGACAUGGCUGGAAGCAUAGAGUCGAAUCUGAAACUUGUCGAGGAAGGGCUUAAACUGUGUGGCUUCAGGGUCGAUGCGAUAGUCGUGGUGCUUAAAUAUGGCGUCAGGUUCACCAAGCAAGAGAAAGAGGGUGUACAAAGGAUCCAGUCCAUCUUUGGGAGGAACUGCCUACAAAAAUCUGGUGUUGUUCUGAUGACACACGGCGACAACUUUGAAAUGGACACAGAGGAUGAAGAUGACAUGACGUUUGAAAAAUGGUGCGGGGAACAAUCGGGGGACAUCCAGCAGGUGUUUGAGGACUGCGCCUGGAGGCUUCUUCUGUUUAACAACCGAGCCAAGGAAAAAUCUGAAGAGAGGGCCCAACAGAGGGACCGGCUGUUGGAGAUCAUAGAUAGCAUUAAAGGCACAUACGAGAAAGAGGAUUAUACAGCAGCAGAACCCGGGCGCAAGCUGCUUGUUCUCAUCGCCCAGAGAGAGCAAAUCGAAAAAGAAACUGAAAAGUUCUUGAAAGGAGUUAACGACAACUUGGAUAAGCUUGAUGCGUCCUCUGAGCUGGACGUCCGUGACGUGGAGCGUGAAGAAACUAGCGUCAAGAGUCAUCUGAAUGAGCUGAAUGUCAAGGACAAUGGCACGGGUGUGUUAAACUCAGUUAUGGAUAUAGCUAGAAUAACGCUCUUUAGAAUACAGACAUUGAAGAGAAAGGCUUCCCUGACGCCUAGAGGGGAGCCGCCUAGAGGGGAGCCGCAUAGAGGGGCGCCGCAUAGAGGGGAGCCGCCUAGUGGGGAUGAAAUUCCAGUGGCGAAAAAGGAUAAGCCACCAUUUGGGUUUUUGGAAUUUUUCGCCAGAUGGUUUAACUUGAAGACUGGCCUGAUAUGUGUAGCUGGCCUGGGAGUCGGUCUACUCUGGCGGAGAUAUGGAGUGCGUAAACGACUGUUGUAGAGACUGCCACGACUUUCAUACAAGAUGAAAUAACCAGAUAGAAGAAAGAAGUAACUGUUGUAAAGGGGGGGGGGGAUGUUUACGGGCUAUUGGGAAGUGUUAGAUCUCAAGCAGGACGGGAACAUUAGAAUAGCCCGCUCAGUAGUACUGGCCCCCACCUCUUCCAAGUGGUUCUAAGUGUAGCUGGGAGUCGAACCAUCUUUGAGAAACUCUGUUUGAGUAAUACCCUUUAAGCUCGUGAUCGGUAACAACUUAAAAAUUAAAAAAUCGAAUUCCCAUUACUUUAGAGAAUGGAAACGCAUUGUGUAGAAAUCGCACAUGAAGUGUUGAGAGUAUUUCGCCCCAAAAAAUGUAGUACGAUCCCAUAACAUAAUUAAAUAUUAACGUAUUUUUCUAUUUUACUUAAUUUAUCAAAUAGAAUUUCGUGCAACGGAAAUAAAAAAAUAAAUCCGCCGAAAAUACAAAUUAAAUGUUUUCUGAUAGCGCAUUUAUAUUUAUGUACCGGUAUGUACAAUGCAGUUAGUAUAGAGCUAUGCAGCAUUGACGGGGUCCUAUACAGAACUACAGGUGCACAAACAGGCGAGCUUAGUCGGCCGUAUUGGUAACUGGUAACUAAAUGAAUUAUGUUAUGACAAUAGCAUACUUUAUGUAAACUUAUCCUUUUUAAAAAAAAUAUAUAUUAAGAUAAGAUGAUAAUAAAAUGAUACAAUUUGAUGUAAUGCAAUGAUUGAGGGACUUUUCGACUUAAAAAAAUAAUAGGAAUAAAUAAACUUUUGCACAAUCAUUGUUAAA